Messenger RNA from Hibiscus syriacus, 1376 nucleotides. RefSeq names its product aspartate-semialdehyde dehydrogenase-like. NCBI's taxonomy places the organism in Eukaryota, Viridiplantae, Streptophyta, Magnoliopsida, Malvales, Malvaceae. Gene Ontology annotation, biological process: L-threonine biosynthetic process. Gene Ontology annotation, molecular function: protein dimerization activity; aspartate-semialdehyde dehydrogenase (NADP+) activity; NAD binding. The transcript is spliced from 7 exons. Bases 79 to 1209 code for a protein of 376 amino acids. The record is from RefSeq and is a predicted model, not a curated record.
AAUACCCGCCGCCGCCAUCCCUUUCUUCUCCGCCUUGCCAACGACUCCUUGCCAUCUCUCUUCUUCCUUAAGCUCACAAUGGCAUCUCUCAGCCACUCUCUCAAGCCCCAUUUCCUUUCCACCCCAAAACCCGAACUCCGAACCACAAAAUACCCCACCACGGUCCGCAUGUCUCUCCAAGAGUCAGGCCCAUCCGUCGCCGUCGUAGGCGUCACCGGCGCCGUAGGCCAAGAAUUCCUCUCCGUCCUCUCCGACCGUGACUUCCCUUACCGUUCCCUCAAGCUCCUCGCCUCCAAACGCUCCUCUGGGAAGUCCAUUUCCUUCCAAGACCGCACCUUUACCGUCCAGGAACUCACCGCCGAAAGCUUCCACGAUGUCUACAUCGCGCUUUUUAGUGCCGGUGGGUCGAUAAGUAAACAGUUCGGUCCCAUUGCGGUCGAUAAAGGCGCCAUUGUGGUCGAUAACAGCUCGGCGUUUCGAAUGGUUGAUGGAGUACCUUUAGUUAUCCCGGAAGUGAACCCGGAAGCAAUGGAUGGGAUUAAAGUUGGUACGAAAAAGGGUGCUUUGAUAGCAAACCCAAACUGUUCUACCAUUAUCUGCUUAAUGGCUGCUACUCCUCUUCAUCGACAUGCUAAGGUUACUCGUAUGGUGGUCAGUACAUAUCAGGCAGCUAGUGGUGCUGGUGCUGCUGCUGCUGCUAUGCAUGAACUUGAGCUACAGACCCGUGAGGUCUUGGAAGGGAAACCACCAACUUGUAAUAUCUUUAAGCAACAAUAUGCUUUUAACUUGUUCUCGCAUAAUGCUCCGGUUCUCGAGAAUGGAUAUAAUGAAGAGGAAAUGAAAAUGGUCAAAGAGACGAGGAAAAUCUGGAAUGACAUGAAUGUUAAAGUCACUGCUACGUGCAUUCGAGUACCUGUGAUGCGUGCUCACGCUGAGAGUGUGAAUCUUCAGUUUGAGAAGCCCCUUGAUGAGGACACGGCAAGAGAGAUUUUGAAAACUGCUCCUGGGGUAGUAGUUAUUGAUGAUCGGACUUCUAAUCGCUUCCCUACCCCAUUGGAGGUAUCAAACAAAGAUGACGUUGCAGUUGGCCGGAUUCGCCAGGAUGUGUCUCAAGAAGGCAACCAUGGGUUGGACAUCUUUGUCUGUGGUGACCAAGUACGCAAGGGAGCGGCGCUCAACGCCGUUCAGAUCGCCGAGUUGCUCUUAUGAUCUGGCCCGGGGUAAACUCAUUCAAGCAAACUAGAUUUGAAUUCACUUGUGUUGAGUUCAUUUAAUUUUAGUAUUCAAACACAAAUUUUUAUCAUCUUUUUUGACAAGUUGAACAAAACUUUGAGCAUCUUUUUCGUAGCAUAAACUAGGGUUUUGUUUCUUGGUGC